AUUAUAGUUACGUGAAAAAAAAAUUUAGUUACUGGAAAGAACAAGGAGUUGAAUCACAAACAAAGCUUCAAUUUUUAACAGGAACGAUUGCAGCUUUCAGAAAGCCAAUUCACGAGAUUGUUCUUUCCACUUACAAAAAUCACGGUAAAAUAUUUGGAACAUGCGUGCCAUCACACGAUUUAUGGAUAUCUAAACCAGAACUGAUUAAAUAUAUCCUUGUAAAAGACUUCCCAACUUUUCGUAAUAGACUGAAGUUUGAUUUUGGAGAUAGAAUUUUUAACAAUCUUGUUAGUUUACUUAUGGAUGAAGAUUGGAAAAGAGUAAGAAAUUUGAUGAGUCCGACAUUUACCAGUAGCAGAAUGAGAAAAAUGGCAACUUUAGUUAAACAAUGUGCAGAACCAUUUGCCGCACGUUUCAUUGAAAACGCCGAAAAAGGAGACAACUUUAAUUGCAAAGAGUUAAUAAGUGCAUUUACUAUUGACGUCAUUGCAUCAACUGCGUUUGCUACGAAAGUGAAUGCACAGGAAAAUCAAAACAGCGAAUUUGUGAAGAAUGCUCGAAUGGUUUCAAAUAGAAAUUUAUCAAAACUAACGCUUUUUGCGUUUUUCGUUGCACCGAAACUUAUUCGCUACUUAAAAUUGGAAUUUUUCCCGAGAAAAGUACUAGAAUACUUCAGGAACGUCGUUUUGAAAAUCUUGGAAGAGAGAAAACAAAAGAAAGUUAAAGGAAACGAUUUUCUUCAAUUAAUGAUGGACGCUCAAGAAGGAGUACUUGAAAACACUGCCGAAGACUUGAAAGAAGUAGACAAUGAAAUAAAUAAUUACAAAGUUCAACCUAAACACAAAACAAUGACACUCGACGAAAUUGUUGCUCAGAGUGUUCUUUUUAUUAUCGCUGGCCACGACCAAACAACAAUAACAUUGACAUACUUCUGCUAUGAAAUGGCAUUAAAUCCAGAAUUCCAAGAGAAAUUGUUGAAGGAAAUAGAUGAAACAUGGGAAAAACAUGGUGACGUGGAUUUCGAUAUUGUCGCUAAAAUGUCUUAUCUUGAUGCAGUAUUAAAUGAAAUUUUAAGAAUACACAAUCCAGGUGUAAUGUAA
Centruroides sculpturatus (bark scorpion) is the source of this 1100-nucleotide messenger RNA. Its product is annotated as cytochrome P450 3A41-like. The transcript has 10 exons. Gene Ontology annotation, molecular function: oxidoreductase activity, acting on paired donors, with incorporation or reduction of molecular oxygen; iron ion binding; heme binding. The record is from RefSeq and is a predicted model, not a curated record. The coding region runs from base 300 to 1100 and encodes 266 amino acids. Lineage: Eukaryota; Metazoa; Arthropoda; Arachnida; Scorpiones; Buthidae.